Molecule: messenger RNA, 1142 nt
Organism: Phanerochaete carnosa HHB-10118-sp
Lineage: Eukaryota; Fungi; Basidiomycota; Agaricomycetes; Polyporales; Phanerochaetaceae
Exons: 7
Coding region: 59-997 (312 amino acids)
Biological process (GO): mitochondrial ATP transmembrane transport; mitochondrial ADP transmembrane transport
Cellular component (GO): mitochondrial inner membrane
Molecular function (GO): ATP:ADP antiporter activity
Source: RefSeq, a predicted model, not a curated record
CUCCUUCUCACCACCACUUAGCCUCUCCCUCCUCCUUCCCUGGUUUCCCUCCGUCAAAAUGGCCGACGUUAAGAAGGCGAAGACUCCUAAGGAGUUCGCAAUCGAUUUCAUGAUGGGUGGUGUCUCUGCCGCCGUCGCUAAAACGUCUGCUGCUCCAAUUGAGCGUAUCAAGCUCUUGGUGCAGAACCAGGACGAGAUGAUCAAGCAAGGCCGUCUGGCCACUCCUUACAAGGGUGUUGCGGACUGCUUUGGCCGCACCUACCGUGACGAGGGUCUCCUCUCUCUCUGGCGUGGUAACACCGCCAACGUCAUCCGUUACUUCCCUACUCAGGCGUUGAACUUCGCAUUCAAGGAUUACUUUAAGUCGUUGUUCGGUUUCAAGAAGUCUGAGGGCUACUGGAGAUGGUUCGCUGGUAAUGUCGCCUCUGGUGGUGCUGCUGGCGCUUCUUCCCUCCUCUUCGUCUACUCCCUCGACUAUGCCCGUACCCGUCUCGCAAACGACGCCAAGUCCGUGAAGGGUGGAGGUCAACGUCAGUUCAACGGUCUCGUCGAUGUUUACAAGAAGACCCUUGCCUCUGACGGUAUUGCUGGUCUCUACCGUGGCUUCGUUCCCUCCGUCGUUGGUAUUAUCGUCUACCGCGGCCUCUACUUCGGUGUCUACGACUCGCUCAAGCCUGUUGUUCUCGUUGGCGCCCUCGAGGGUUCCUUCCUUGCUUCCUUCUUCCUCGGCUGGGGUGUUACCAUUGGUGCUGGUCUUGCUUCUUACCCUCUCGACACCAUUCGUCGUCGCAUGAUGAUGACCUCUGGUGCUGGUGUUCACUACAAGUCCAUGUUCGAUGCUGGCUCUCAGAUCAUUGCCAAGGAGGGUUACAAGUCGCUCUUCAAGGGUGCUGGUGCCAACAUUCUCCGUGGUGUUGCUGGUGCUGGUGUCCUGUCGCUCUACGACAAACUUCAGCAGGUUGUCUUCGGCAAGGUCUACUCUGGUGGAUCUGGCUAAAUAUCUCGCUUUGGAUGUUGGACUUGAUACUUCGUACUCGCCCUCUAGUACCGUCGUCUAUUUUGCACGCUACACGAUACUCCACAAUAGACUAUGUGGUUUACUCUCGUUAUCCGCUUUUAAUAGAUCCGGAGACAUUAAACAA